AAGCGAUUCGCAGACUCGAAGACGCGACUGUGUGUGUGUCUGUGUGAGAGAGGAGAGAGAGAAUGGCGUCGUCAUCAUCGAGAGGAGAGAUGGAGAAGAUGGGAAUCGAUCAGCUGAAAGCUUUGAAGGAACAAGCGGAUCUUGAAGUGAAUCUCCUUCAGGACAGUCUAAACAACAUCCGUACAGCCACCGUCCGUCUUGAUGCCGCCGCCGCAGCUCUCAACGAUCUAUCUCUUCGACCUCAAGGUAAGAAGAUGCUUGUACCACUCACUGCUUCUCUCUACGUGCCUGGGACACUUGAUGAAGCUGAUAAGGUUCUAGUUGAUAUUGGCACUGGUUACUUCAUUGAGAAAACUAUGGAUGAUGGAAAAGACUACUGUCAGAGAAAGAUCAACUUGCUCAAAUCCAACUUUGACCAACUUUUUGAGGUCGCAGCGAAAAAGAAAAGCGUGGCAGAUGAAGCUGGGAUGGUGUUGCAGGCCAAAGUUAAACAAUUAUCAGCUGCAACCACGUCAUGAAAAUUCUUCUUCUCUAGUGCUUUUACUAUUGACACCUAUCUUGAGGUUGCUAAUGUUUUUGCCCAAUCAAUUAUGCUAUGAUUUAAUUUUAUGAUCUCAAUCGGUUUGUGUUUUA
Capsella rubella is the source of this 633-nucleotide messenger RNA. Its product is annotated as probable prefoldin subunit 5. The coding region runs from base 63 to 518 and encodes 151 amino acids. Gene Ontology annotation, cellular component: cytoplasm; prefoldin complex. Gene Ontology annotation, biological process: protein folding; regulation of DNA-templated transcription. The transcript is spliced from 4 exons. The record is from RefSeq and is a predicted model, not a curated record. Lineage: Eukaryota; Viridiplantae; Streptophyta; Magnoliopsida; Brassicales; Brassicaceae.